Hyaloscypha bicolor E is the source of this 932-nucleotide messenger RNA. RefSeq names its product kinase-like protein. The coding region runs from base 9 to 851 and encodes 280 amino acids. NCBI's taxonomy places the organism in Eukaryota, Fungi, Ascomycota, Leotiomycetes, Helotiales, Hyaloscyphaceae. Gene Ontology annotation, molecular function: ATP binding; protein kinase activity. The record is from RefSeq and is a predicted model, not a curated record. Gene Ontology annotation, biological process: protein phosphorylation. The transcript has 2 exons.
GCAUUAUCAUGGACUGCGACCAGGGAGAAGCUACUACUAGAGAGACCGCAGCUGCCAGUCAAGGAAAAGAUAUUCCGCUUGGUCGCUUAUAUGAAGCUUCACGGCUAUCGAAGGGCGAGCUUAUUGCGGGGGGGGCAUCGGGAAUUGUGGAACGAUUAUCUACGGGUGAGAUAGUCAAGUCACCAUGGCCUGGACCUAGAGCCGAAGCCUGCCGCAGAGACAUCACGACCGAGUUCCAAAUAUAUACAACACUAGGCGCUCAUCCCCGCUUAGUUGAGAUCAUCGAUUGGGAUCCAAAAGAGUGCGUCCUUACUAUGGAGUAUAUGAGCAAUGGCAGUCUGAAGGAUUUUAUUCUUGCCAAAAACGAUUCGAUUUCUCUGCCGCAACGACUCCAGUGGGCACGAGAGGCAGCCGAGGGACUCCAGCUUCUCCAUGCCGCAGAUGUGGUUCACUGCGACAUAGAACCUAAGAACUUCUUCCUCGACACCUAUCUCAAUUUGAAGAUUGCGGAUUUUAGUGGCUCCUCCCUUAACGGCUGUCAACCAUCAGCCUGCGCCAAUGGUCGUUUCUUACACCCAGACUUCGAUUGGCGGCGCCAACCCGUUGCACAAGACGACCUAUUCAGUCUCGGCUCCCUCAUCUACUUCAUUAUGGCUGGCCAAUACCCGUUUCAUGAGCUGGAGAGUGACGAAGUUGAAGCCAAUUACAAGGCCCAUGAGUUUCCAGACGUUGGAAGCAUUGAGUGUGGGGACAUAAUCAAGCGGUGCUGGAACCUUGAAGCAGGCUCCGCCAAAGAAGUACUUCAAUCUCUGCAAGAGGCAGCAAGACAAAGUGUAGAGCAAUUCUACUAGAUUUCUACUCUCCAGUAUUCUUACUACACUGUUUUCGUUUUGCAUGAAGUGCGGUGUUAUGAUUGCAAAGUCAUAAUUCUC